AUGGCGCCACACGCAGGAUCGGGCAUCCGGUCGCUGGUCGCCGAGUAUCGGGACGCGGGCUACGAGCGGCUGCCAUCGCAGGUAGCGGGCAUCGUGCCGCGCUCCACCGACCAGCAGCCAGGCACGUUCGACGCCAAGGAGUGGCUGGCAGCCGGCGACACCAACCGGAUGGCCGGGUUCACGCAGUACGCCAUGUGCGCGGCGCAGCAGGCGCUGGCAGACGCCGAGUGGACUGCGCCGUCGGACGAGCAGCGCGAGCGCACUGGCGUGUGCUUCGGCACAGGGAUCGGGUCGCUGGAAGACAUCAUCGCGAACUACGACCAGUUCCGCACAGGCGGGCUGCGCAAGGUCAGCCCGAUGUUCGUGCCCAAGAUACUGUGCAACAUGGCAGCUGGCAGCAUUAGCAUCCGGUACGGCUUCUAUGGCCCCAACCACGCCGUGUCCACCGCCUGCACCACGGGCGCGCACGCCAUUGGCGAUGCAAUGCGCUUCAUUCGCUUUGGCGACGCUGACGUCAUGCUGGCCGGUGCGAGCGAGUGCCCGCUGCACCCGCUGGCGCUCGCCGGCUUCUCCAAAAUCAAGGCGCUGGCGCUCGGCUACAACGACCGCCCGGAGCAGGCGUCCAGGCCGUUUGACCGCGACCGCGCAGGCUUUGUCAUCGGCGAGGGCGCCGGCGCGCUUGUGCUCGAGGAGCUGGAGCACGCCCGGGCGCGUGGUGCGCACAUAUACGCAGAGCGCGCGAUGCGCAGCGCGAUCAGGUCGGCGCAGAUCAGCCUGGGUGAAAUCGCCUAUGUCAACGCCCACGCCACAUCCACGCCGCUGGGCGACCAGAUCGAGAACGCCGCGCUGAAGGCUGUCUUUGCCAACGUCGCCGAGCUGCCGAUGGUGUCGUCGACAAAGAGCGCGACCGGCCACCUGCUGGGUGCCGCCGGCGCUGUCGAGGCGAUCUUCUCGGUGCUCGCCGUCAAGAACGACGUCGCCCCGCCUACGCUCAACUUGGACGCUGCCGACACCGAGGCUGGCUUCGAUCUGAACUAUGUCCCGCACACGCCGCAGGAGCGCACGAUCAACGCCGCCCUGACCAACUCGUUCGGCUUUGGCGGCACCAACGCAUCGCUGGUUUUCUCAAAGCUACGGCUGAUUUGA
Messenger RNA from Kickxella alabastrina, 1146 nucleotides. RefSeq names its product beta-ketoacyl synthase. Gene Ontology annotation, molecular function: 3-oxoacyl-[acyl-carrier-protein] synthase activity. The record is from RefSeq and is a predicted model, not a curated record. Bases 1 to 1146 code for a protein of 381 amino acids. NCBI's taxonomy places the organism in Eukaryota, Fungi, Kickxellomycota, Kickxellomycetes, Kickxellales, Kickxellaceae. Gene Ontology annotation, biological process: fatty acid biosynthetic process. The transcript is spliced from 3 exons.